Messenger RNA from Aspergillus clavatus NRRL 1, 2334 nucleotides. RefSeq names its product guanine nucleotide exchange factor VPS9. NCBI's taxonomy places the organism in Eukaryota, Fungi, Ascomycota, Eurotiomycetes, Eurotiales, Aspergillaceae. Gene Ontology annotation, molecular function: small GTPase binding; ubiquitin binding; guanyl-nucleotide exchange factor activity. The record is from RefSeq and is a predicted model, not a curated record. Gene Ontology annotation, biological process: vesicle-mediated transport. The transcript is spliced from 5 exons. Gene Ontology annotation, cellular component: endocytic vesicle; cytosol. Bases 1 to 2334 code for a protein of 777 amino acids.
AUGUCUACUCCAGAGACUUCCGACCCCCCGGCUUCCAAUGGACAGUUGGAUACUCAGCCAAUCGAAUUCAACGAUAAGUUAGGAAAGGGUCAAGAAGUGACUCUGACCGGUUUUGAUUCAGCCGCAUCAGCGCAGAAUGACCCCUCAGCAGCACAGGAACACCCCCACAGGAGCCUACAACAUAGCGACAUGAAAGAGGGUCUACAAGAUACUCAGGAUGAAAUGCAUAUCUCUGCAGACGACUCUUCAAAUGUGAAUCAAGAUAUACCCGUUGCCGAACCCUCAACAACUGAACCGCACAAAUCGCUCACAGCACGCCUUGAAGGGCUAUCAGUCUCAGCACAUACGAGUGACCAUGGUUCCCAAACAGAUACCGAUGCACCUCCACCUCCUCCCGAGAAAGAUGAGCUGUAUCUUUCUACGAAAUCCCAGGCCGCACCGCCCUUACAGACAUCCGUGAAUGUUACAUCAGAGGUGGUUGAAAAAGCGCUGCCGGAUGUACCGGCCAGUGUGAAGACUGAGAAGAAAGCGGAGAGUCGCGUCGAAGGGAGUCGGGAUGAUGAUUCUCAGCCGGAGAUCCAGAGUAUCAUUGGCCAGUUUCAGGACACUGAACGCACGGGCGGUCAGGAGCAAUUGAUGUCUCCUCGUUUGGAACUCGCGGAGCAAUUUCUUGGGGGUCAAGGCCAUUUUCCGCCGCGCCAUUCGAGCCUAGAUCAUUCGAAAUCAAAAUCAGCAGAGGCAGGUCCUCAUGCUUUGCAGCUCACCGCAGCAUCACAAUCUUCAACCCAUGAACAGCCGCCGGCCCCAAUUUCCAAACAAGUGCAUAGGGUAUCUGAAGAGCAGACUUCAACACGACGGUCUUCAACCUCCACGGUUCCUCCACCACCGGAACCCGAACCUGAUCAGCCUUUUGACUUUCACCGGUUUUUGGAACAACUAAGGCAUCGCACUGCAGAUCCUGUGGCCAAAUUUCUCCGCUCCUUUCUCAAUGAGUUUGGCAAAAGACAGUGGAUGGUACACGAGCAGGUGAAAAUUAUAAGCGACUUCCUAACCUUCAUCACCAACAAGAUGGCUGUGUGCGAGGUUUGGCGAGACGUAUCCGACAGUGAGUUUGAUAACGCCAAAGAAGGGAUGGAGAAACUGGUCAUGAAUCGAUUGUACUCUCAGACAUUUUCCCCCGCUAUUCCAGCUCCGCCUUCGAUACCAAGAAGUACUAGUCGAAGCAGGCGACGAGAGAUGGAACGACUCCACGGCCCAUGGAGGCGUGGUCAACAUCAGGAAGAUGUUGAACGCGACGAUGUGUUAGCUCAAAAAAUGCGGAUUUAUAGCUGGGUGAAAGAGGAUCAUCUUGACAUACCUCCCGUGGGUGCCCAUGGCCGUCGAUUUCUCAAUCUGGCACAGCAGGAAAUUCUGAAGAUCAAUGGUUACCGUGCGCCUCGUGACAAAGUAAUUUGCAUUUUGAAUUGCUGCAAAGUCAUUUUUGGCUUGCUGAAGAACUCCAAACGUGCCGACACAUCGGCCGAUUCAUUCGUGCCUCUUCUGAUCUAUGUGGUGCUACAAGCCCGCCCUGAACAUCUAGUUUCCAAUAUACAAUACAUCCUUCGCUUCCGUAACCAGGACAAAUUAGGCGGAGAAGCCGGCUACUAUCUGUCGUCGCUGUCGGGUGCCAUUCAGUUUAUCGAGACACUGGAUAGGACGAGCCUGACAGUGAGCGAUGAGGAGUUUGAACGAAAUGUUGAGGCCGCUGUUUCUGCUAUCGCGGAGCAGAAUCGGGUGUCUGAAACCUUAGAACAAAAAAGAAUUGAACGCCCUGCCGCAGAAAGCUCGCAAGGUACUCCGCGGGCAUCUGCUGAUGGACAGAGACUUACGCGGCGGGAUGCGCCGCAAACCAGUGAAGAGGAUACUGCGCCGGUAGCAGGGCUGUUGCGAACCAUACAAAAACCAUUGUCGACAAUUGGAAGGAUGUUCUCAGAUGAGCCGGAUUCACCACAGGACAGACCACCUCAGCCCGUGGCAACCCCACAACCAGGGGCACCCCCGCGAUUGUCCCCCAAUGUUUAUCAGCCUCCCCGUAGCAGUAGUGAGGGCCCACGCAACGCUGCGCAGCCGCAAUUGGCCAAGGUCCUGGAUGCCCAAGACGCUGCUGCUCGGCAGGCUAGCGCUGAAGAUGCGGAAGCACGGAAAAUCCAGCGUGCUGAACACAACAAUGUGGUCGAGACACUUUCGAACAUGUUCCCGAAUCUUGAUCGCGAUAUCAUUGACGAUGUUGUCAAGAUGAAGGAAGGAAGAGUGGGUUUGGCGGUAGACGCAUGUCUCGCUCUCAGUGCUGAAUAG